AAAUCAGAUAUGAUUUGUAGUGUAAACUGUAGAUAAACCUAAUUUACAUAAUAUUUUUCAACAUUACCAUUAUGUAACGCGGAUUUAAAGUGUCAUUUUUUUUUUGUAUUUUUGGCAUAGUGUAGCAUGUGACCGCAAUUGUUAUAGUGAAGAUAAUCGAGUGAUUUAAUUAAUCAAAUCGAUACCGAAUUUGAAUCGAUAAAGUUUAUCAAUUGAAGUGACGUAUGCAUAAUUAAGUAGGUACAUAAUAUUAUUUUAAAUUAUUCAACUUUGGGUUACUUUGUAAGAAGGUGUAACACACGCACCAUUUUUGGAGUUUGUUUUCAAAUGUUGUGAAGUAAUUAAAAAAAAUGGGUUGUUAUUAUAUUGAAAUCGAGUGCAAGUGAUAUUGUGACUUUUAACAGACUGACCAAAAAAGGAAGAAGAAGGAAAUUCACAAUUCGGAAGUUCGUAUUUUUUAAGUGUUUAUUUGUGUAGGUUGAUCAAUUGGCCGUGAAAGCGGCAGCAGCACGUCAAAUCCAACCCAGAUAUCGACCGAUUUCAUGCAGCCGCUGCACGUGCAGUCGGCAGCUCGAUUCCAGAACAUACCUUAUCAGUAGGAGUUAAGAAGAAACAAUGGUAGCUGCAAAAAGACUGAUUUUGUACAUUGGAGUGCCGCUCGUAGCUUUACUGUUAGUGGUGGGAACUGCCGUAGGAUUGAUAUUUUAUUAUACAGAUCCUGAAGCCGCUGCAGCGAAUUCAAGAAAGAAACUAGUAAUUGACCAUGACGGAGGCGCGGACGAUGCCUUUGCCAUAACCAUGAGUUUGCUCAAUGAGAAAUACUUCUGCGGGCCAAACGUAGUCGCCUUGACAGCGACAUUCGGCAAUGUGAACAUAUCUCAGGCGGUAAUCAACAGCGAUAGAAUACUAUCAUUAGUUGACAGGCAAGAUGUGCCAAUAUACAAAGGUGCUUCAAAAGCCGUGAUAGGCGGCAUAGAAUCCGACAACUUCUAUGGUUACGAUGGCUUGGGUGACGACGGCUAUAUGGCUGCGGGACCUAUUGAUUAUGAGGACCAAUACGCUGCAGUUGCUCUUUUAGAACUGUCCAAGAAAUAUGAAGGAGAUCUGAUAAUAAUAGCUGUUGGUCCUGUAACGAAUCUAGCGUUGGCGGCACGGCUCGACCCUGAUUUUAUCGGGAGACUUCAUCAACUAUACGUUGGUGGUGGUCAUAUUUAUAGUGAAGCACACCCUAAGCCAGAAUUCAACGCCCACGUGGACCCUGAAGCUUACCGCAUCGUGGCUGACAGCGCUACACCUGACAAAGUGACUUUUGUACCGUUCUCACAAGUUUACGACACGCUGAAUGUAUCUCAAACUUGGCGCGAAGAUGUCUUAGGACAAAUUCCGACGCCAACAAUGAGAGCUCUGAACGGAUUUGAAAGGAUAUCAUCUCAAAGCUACACCGCCUGGACACAGCUGGACCCGGCAGUAACUGCUGUGGCAUUGCAUGAUAUUGCUGAUGAAUACAGGAAUUCUAACUUUAGCAUUUUAUUGGAAGGUGAAAAACGAGCAAUAAACACAAACGACUUUUCUUCUGAACAUCCAAACGCAAGACUGAUGUAUGCAGCCAAUAAGGACAGAUAUAAGAAGUUUUUAAUAGAUAUUUACUCCGCUGAGUUAUCGCCUUGAUUUAAUUAAAAAUAACGUAAUUUUUGUGACAAAUAUAAUUAAUAAUCUACAGCCAUUAGAUGCCUGACGUAUGUGCAUUAAUGUUUUGUUCAUAAAGUUAAACUUCCUAGCGGCAAAGUUAUUUGUGGCCACUGUACUGUAUUAAAUAAUAAUCAUUAAAAAAACCUUAGACCGGUGUUACACUAUAAAAAAAAAUUACGGACGUGUGACACAUGUUUAACAAAACAUUCGAAUAAGUUAUUUAUUUUCAAAUAUUUUUAUAACAAAACUUGUUCGUUUUUAAGGGUUAAAUCGAAGAGUAUCUACAACCAAAUGCCUAAACUAUAGCAGCAAUUAUAUCAAUCAGUUUGAUUAGCAUAUUUUUCAAUCAGUUAGGUUAUUUAGCGAUAAGCAUAAUGUUCAUAAUUAAGUAUAAAAUGUUUGUAUAAGUUUAUUUAUAAACAACCGCCAUA
Molecule: messenger RNA, 2120 nt
Organism: Helicoverpa zea (corn earworm)
Lineage: Eukaryota; Metazoa; Arthropoda; Insecta; Lepidoptera; Noctuidae
Product: probable uridine nucleosidase 2
Exons: 10
Coding region: 616-1668 (350 amino acids)
Molecular function (GO): hydrolase activity, hydrolyzing N-glycosyl compounds
Source: RefSeq, a predicted model, not a curated record